Molecule: messenger RNA, 2105 nt
Organism: Populus trichocarpa (black cottonwood)
Lineage: Eukaryota; Viridiplantae; Streptophyta; Magnoliopsida; Malpighiales; Salicaceae
Product: pre-mRNA-processing factor 19 homolog 2
Exons: 18
Coding region: 157-1731 (524 amino acids)
Biological process (GO): protein ubiquitination; DNA repair; mRNA splicing, via spliceosome
Cellular component (GO): cytoplasm; Prp19 complex; U2-type catalytic step 1 spliceosome
Molecular function (GO): ubiquitin protein ligase activity; protein binding
Source: RefSeq, a predicted model, not a curated record
UAUGUUACAUUACAGUUCCCUGGCAACUGGCAACUGGCAACUCAAGGCUCCUGCCUCUUGCUCGGCUGCUACUUAAAUUUUACCCUCAAUAAUCAUUAAAUUUAGAUAGCUACUUCGCAGCUAGUCCCCAGAUAAACCCUAGCUUCUCUUUCUAUAAUGCAUUGCUCAAUUUCCGGCGAGGUUCCGGGAGAGCCCGUCGUCUCGAAGAGGUCUGGGAUUUUAUACGAGAAGCGCUUAAUCGAGAGACACAUAUCGGAAUAUGGAAAAUGCCCCAUUACCGGGGAACCGCUUACCAUGGAUGAUGUUGUUCCAGUCGAAACAGGAAAAAUUGUGAAGCCGAGAACUGUACAGACCGCAAGCAUCCCUGGGAUGCUUGGAAUGUUCCAGAAUGAAUGGGAUGGCCUGAUGUUGUCCAACUUUGCACUGGAGCAGCAAUUACAUACAGCAAGGCAAGAGCUAAGUCAUGCAUUAUACCAGCAUGAUGCUGCUUGCCGUGUGAUUGCAAGACUUAAAAAGGAAAGAGAUGAAGCAAGGUCAUUGCUUGCACAAGCAGAGAGGCAGGUACCCAUGUUUACAUCAGAAGCUGUUACAGCAAAUGCUUCAGUUCUUAGCAAUGGAAAACGAGCUGCCAAGGAUGAUGAUUUGGCCCAACCUGGGAAGAGAAUACGACCUGGAAUUUCUGCUAGCAUCAUUACUGAGCUUACAGAAUGUAAUGCAGCUCUUUCGCAACAGCGUAAAAAGCGGCAGGUUCCUCCAACAUUGGCUCCUAUUGAUGCUCUAGAGAGGUACACCCAACUUUCUAGCCAUCCACUUCACAGAACUAGCAAGCCGGGCAUCUUAUCUAUCGAUAUACAAUAUUCGAAGGAUAUCAUUGCUACUGGCGGGGCUGAUGCAACUGCUGUAAUCUUUGAUCGGCCAUCAGGGCAGAUUGCAUCUGCACUCAGUGGUCACUCAAAGAAGGUAACCAGUGUGAAAUUUGUGGGUGAGGGUGAAUUUUUCUUAACUGGAUCAGCAGAUAAGACAGUUCGAGUGUGGCAAGGAUCUGAAGAUGGGAACUAUGAUUGCAGACACAUCCUGAAGGAUCAUACUGCGGAGGUGCAAGCUGUCACUGUUCAUGCCACAAAUAACUACUUCGUGACUGCUUCUCUUGACAAUACAUGGUGCUUCUAUGAUCUCUCCUCUGGUUUAUGCUUGACUCAGGUUGCUGACACCUCCAAAACUGAUGGCUAUACAUCUGCUGCCUUUCAUCCUGAUGGUCUCAUCCUUGGAACAGGCACUUCAGAAGCAGUUGUUAAAAUUUGGGAUGUCAAAAGUCAGGCAAAUGUUGCAAAAUUUGAAGGCCAUGUUGGACCUGUGACAGCAAUAACUUUCUCAGAAAAUGGAUACUUUCUGGCUACUGCUGCCCAUGAUAGUGUUAAGCUGUGGGAUCUGAGGAAAUUGAAAAACUUCCGGACGCUCAAUCUCUAUGAUUCUGACACACCUACAAACUCUGUGGAGUUCGACCACAGUGGAUCUUACCUUGGAAUUUCAGGAUCAGAUAUAAGAGUUUACCAAGUUGGCAGUGUUAAAGCAGAUUGGAAUUGUAUCAAAACUCUUCCUGAUUUGUCUGGCACAGGAAGAGCAACUUGUGUAAAAUUUGGUCCUGAAUCAAAUUACAUAGCUGUGGGAUCGAUGGAUCACAACCUCCGGAUAUUUGGCUUGCCUGAGGAUGAAGCUCCAGUGGAAUCAUAAUGAAGGUACCAACAUGGAAAGUUGAGCCUAUGGAUUUCUGCAGUUGCUGCCAUAGCUUUUAUUGGGGGCGGGUGCAGCAAAACGAUAGAACAAAGAGUUUACUCAUGUGGUGCCAACACUUGAUGCAGUUUUCAGGCCUGGAAUAUGCUUUGGCGCAGGGCGGUUGUCCUGGGAUUGAAGAACUUAAAUUUGACCAGCUACUACCAGUCUUUUUGUAUUUGUUAUAUCAUUGGAACUUCCAGAAGAAGAUGUUAAUCUACACGGUGAGGUGUUGUGUACUGGGGCACACUUGAUAAUUGUCAAGCGCUCUUCUUAAAGGGAUAACCAGUUGAGAUCUGUAUUUCAUCACUGUAGUGAAAUGUUGUUUGAUGUGA